This is a messenger RNA of Peromyscus leucopus (white-footed mouse), 1698 nucleotides long. It is a transcript of the gene Mboat7, whose product is annotated as membrane bound O-acyltransferase domain containing 7. Bases 277 to 1698 code for a protein of 473 amino acids. Gene Ontology annotation, biological process: lipid modification; phosphatidylinositol biosynthetic process. NCBI's taxonomy places the organism in Eukaryota, Metazoa, Chordata, Mammalia, Rodentia, Cricetidae. Gene Ontology annotation, molecular function: lysophospholipid acyltransferase activity. Gene Ontology annotation, cellular component: membrane; mitochondria-associated endoplasmic reticulum membrane contact site. The record is from RefSeq and is a predicted model, not a curated record. The transcript has 8 exons.
GCGUAUUGGCAGCUCUUUGCCCCGGGGCCUCGCUGAAAGAACGCGGCUGGCAUCCUGGCGUGCGCUGGUGUUCUGGGUUCUUUUCCUACGGUGCUGUAUCCCGUACUGGAGCCGCUCUCGGGGCCUGCACCGCGCAGCUCUGCGGCACCAUCGGAAACAGGCCGUGCGGGGGCGUGCUGAUCUGGGGGAGGCGUGGCCCGAGCAGAGGCGAUCGCGAAAGAGGGCUCCUCCGCAGCCUCCUGGCCGGCUGACGGUUCAGGUGGGCCGGGGUGGACCAUGACACCCGAAGAAUGGACGUAUCUAAUGGUCCUUCUUAUCUCCAUCCCUAUCGGCUUCCUCUUUAAGAAAGCGGGACCUGGGCUGAAGAGAUGGGGGGCAGCAGCUGUGGGCCUGGGGCUCACCCUAUUCACCUGCGGCCCCCACACUUUGCAUUCUCUGAUCACCAUCUUGGGAACUUGGGCCCUCAUUCAGGCCCAGCCCUGCUCCUGCCAUGCCCUGGCUCUCGCCUGGACCUUCUCCUAUCUCCUCUUCUUCCGAGCCCUCAGCCUGCUGGGCCUGCCCACUCCCACGCCCUUCACCAAUGCUGUCCAGCUGCUGUUGACACUGAAGUUGGUGAGUCUGGCCAGUGAAGUCCAGGAGCUGCAUCUGGCUCAGAGAAAGGAAAUAGCCGCUGGCUUCAGCAAGGAGCCCACCCUGGGCCUCCUGCCCGAAGUCCCCUCUUUGAUGGAGACCCUCAGCUAUAGUUACUGUUAUGUGGGGAUCAUGACAGGCCCGUUCUUCCGCUACCGCACCUACCUGGACUGGCUGGAGCAGCCCUUCCCGGGGGCCGUGCCCAGCCUGCGGCCCCUGCUGCGCCGAGCCUGGCCGGCCCCGCUCUUUGGCCUGCUCUUCCUGCUGUCCUCCCACCUCUUCCCACUGGAAGCCGUGCGCGAGGAUGCCUUCUACGCCCGCCCGCUGCCCACCCGCCUCUUCUACAUGAUCCCGGUCUUCUUCGCCUUCCGCAUGCGCUUCUACGUGGCCUGGAUUGCGGCCGAGUGCGGUUGCAUUGCCGCGGGCUUCGGGGCCUACCCCGUGGCUGCCAAAGCCCGGGCCGGGGGUGGCCCCACCCUCCAAUGCCCACCCCCCAGCAGUCCGGAGGACGCAGCUUCCCUGGAGUAUGACUAUGAGACCAUCCGCAACAUCGACUGCUAUGGCACAGACUUCUGCGUGCGGGUGCGGGAUGGCAUGCGGUACUGGAACAUGACGGUGCAGUGGUGGCUGGCACAGUACAUCUACAAGAGCGCACCUGCCCGCUCCUACGUUCUGAGGAGUGCCUGGACCAUGCUGCUGAGCGCCUAUUGGCAUGGCCUCCACCCUGGCUACUACCUAAGUUUCAUGACCAUCCCGCUGUGCCUGGCCGCUGAGGGCUAUUUGGAGUCAGCCUUGCGGAGUCAUCUAAGCCCCAGGGGCCAGCAAGCCUGGGACUGGGUCCACUGGUUCCUGAAGAUGCGUGCCUACGACUACAUGUGCAUGGGCUUCGUGCUCCUUUCCAUGGCUGACACGCUCCGGUACUGGGCCUCCAUCUACUUCUGGAUCCACUUCCUAGCCCUGGCCUGCCUGGGGCUGGGGCUUGCUUUGGGUGGGGGCAGCCCCAGCAGGAGGAAGGCAGCUUCCCAGGCCACCAGCAGCCAAGCUAGGGAAAAGCUCCGGGAAGAGUGA